Molecule: messenger RNA, 1919 nt
Organism: Bombus pascuorum
Lineage: Eukaryota; Metazoa; Arthropoda; Insecta; Hymenoptera; Apidae
Product: E3 ubiquitin-protein ligase RNF25
Exons: 6
Coding region: 166-1215 (349 amino acids)
Biological process (GO): protein ubiquitination
Cellular component (GO): nucleus
Molecular function (GO): ubiquitin protein ligase activity; protein binding
Source: RefSeq, a predicted model, not a curated record
AAGCGAUCCAGUUGGUAGCAGUAAUAGUAGCAGAAGGCUUUCAAUAUUGACGCACAUUGACGCUUAUCAAGAAUCCUAUAAUCGCCGAAAACUGAAAAAAGAUCUGCUGUCAAAUUCGAAGUAAUUUUCACAGAAUAAAGUAUAUUAUUAUAUAUCUUAGGAACAAUGUCAGAGAUCGUAGUAGAUGAAAGAGUAACUGACGAAAUUGAAGCACUAAAAGCAAUAUUGCUUGAUGAUGAAUUAAAUAUAAAAGAAAAUGACAGAGGUGAACCAGAAUGUAUUGAAACUGUGUUAUUUCCCUCAACUGGUGAAGAUUCACAGUCUCAAUAUGUUUGUGUAACACUUAUUGUUCAGUUACCUGUGGGAUAUCCUGAUAUAUCACCUACUAUUAGUCUCAGAAAUCCUAGAGGUUUAGAUGAAAAUACAGUGAGACUUAUGCAGUCAGAUGCAGAAGCAAAAUGUAAGGAUUUCAUAGGUCAACCAGUUAUGUUUGAACUCAUUGAGUUAAUAAGAGAACACCUUACAAGAAGUAAUCUUCCAACGGAUCAGUGUGCCAUAUGUUUGUAUGGUUUUCGGGAAGGAGAUGAAUUUACAAAAACUGAAUGUUAUCAUUAUUUUCAUUCACAUUGUUUAGCAGCACAUGUUGCUGCUGCAGAACGAUAUUAUAGAGAAGAACAAGAAAAAUUGCCACAAUGGCAACAAGAUGCAACAAAUAAAUUCCAGGCCAUAUGUCCUGUGUGUAGAGAAUCCAUCAAUUGCGAUGUAGAAAGCCUAUGGUCUGCUCCUCCGCCAAUUGAUGUUGAAGCUGCUAUCGAUUUUUCAGUAACUGCAGAGCUGAGAGAAUUACAAAAACAAAUGGCAGCAUUAUUCUUAAGGCAACAAAGGAGGGGUGGUAUAAUUGACUUAGAAGCUGAAGGUGUGAAAACAUUGGUUAGAACAGAAGAUGAGCCAGGUGCUACUACUGAAGGACCCAACCCUCCGGGAACCAGUUUAAAUGCAUAUUCAAAUCAAAAUAUGCAACCUGUUGAUCAUAUGCAAAUGCCACAAUCAAAACAGUCCUCACAGACACAAAAUCAUGCUCACUAUCAAUCAAGGCAACUACAUCAUAAUUACCAAGGUCAUAAUAACCAUGGCCAUCGAAACAGAGGUCGUGGACGAACUCAUUAUCGUCGUCAAUUUGACAGAGUUAGGCACACGGAAUCUACUCCCAGAUGACAAUGGGUUCGAGAUAAAUUAUUUACUGUCUGGUCUUCUAUUUUGCUAAGUGUAUACAAUAAUAUGAACAGCAUUAGUAGCAUAAUUGUGUAUGUAUUAUAUAAUAACUGUUUAAUUUCAAAUCACUUUUACGUACUAAAAUUAUAGGUUUCAUUGUUCAGCAACAUUCCUGUUAUAACGGUGUAUAAAAUGGGAUAUGUUGAGACUUCCAAUCCAUUGAGACUCCUGAAGCCAUGGUGCUCUUUUAAACGAUCUACAAUCGUACAAAAGUUAGUUCUUUUUUUUUAAUAUAAAUAUGUAUACAGAGCUGUAAGUACUGUAGCAUAUUACAAACAAGCAAAAGAAAGAAAAGAUACCCAAUCAAAAUGUUAUACUAAAAAUAUUUUAUACCAGUCAUUUAAAAUUUAACAGUCUCAGAGUAUAAAAAUAACAUGUAUCACUUUCAAAUUAAUCAUUUUCACAUAAAUUUCAUAACUUACAAUAUUCAUUUCUAUGCAAAAAUUUAUUAAUAAUAUAGAUUGUACUAUAUAACAGAGCAGACAUGGAUCAGUGUUUAAAGAAAUACUUGUUCAUUCCUUUUAAAGGAAUCGAAAAUUUCACUUUUGCUCUAUGCAUAUAUUCAGAAGCAAUGUAAAUCUUUAGAAAAAGUAUGUAAUGCUAUUAUAUAUCAAGUUUAACAUGUGAAAUAUACCUUUCUCUCAAGA